GCAAGAAAAAAUAUCAGUCAUGUUUUUACGAAGCGAAUGGAAAUAUCCGUCCCGAGGGCACCUGCGCAUUGGGCAGUAAUGAGGCUUGCAGAUUCGUAAACACAUGACAGAUAUUAUUAAAAGGAUAUGAUAUAGAUCUUCGGCAGUCUCCGAUUGGUUGUUUGUACGAACUUUAUUUAUUAGCAGCAGGAGAAUGCCGAAGUAACAUCGGGAGAUUUCGUAUUCUCAAGUAAAUUUUUGAUCAUCAUUACGGGUAAGUCACAUUAACAAUUACACAGAAAUCCGAUUAUCUCCCUUUAUACCAAACUGAAAAUGUAAUGCUGCUCAUGUAAGCAUGGUUGCUUAUAAAAUACAAAAGAAAAGAAGACAGCAAAUAUUUUAUUUGCGUGACAUUUACCUUUACAAUUUAUGUAGUGCAUGUACAAUGCAGUUUGGUGAAUGGAAAUUGUAAUAAACACUUGUAAUACGAGGACACUGUUGAACAAACAGGAAGAGAUAAAUAAUUAUAUUUUUUUCGUUUUCAUAAUAAAGGCUUCUGGGACAUGAAACUACUACGUCGAAUUACAUUGACAAUAAUUUUCAUAACUAAGAGUGUAAAAAAAUCACUCGUGGAAUAUUUUGAUUCGAGCAUCAAGGAUGGAAUAUUACGUUAUCAUUUUGAUAUACACGUAUGCUUUUCCAGUGUCGCUUAUUUCAGGUUAUUUAUAUUGUACUUGGGGAUCAUGUUCGGUGACAUGUGGAGCUGGUACACAAAGAGAAAGAUGCUAUAACGAUGGAGGAGGGUAUUAUUAUAGAGGCACUCGUACGUGUAGCAAGGCUUGUUCAAAUGGUGCUUCCUACAGUUCAAUGACAGGAAAAUGUCUGUGUCCUAAAUGGAGAUCAGGCAUCUGUUGCCAAGGUUGUCGGCAUAUAGAUAUUGCACAUUGUGUGUCCGGACAUCAGCAGUGUGGUGGAUCACCUGAUGGUAUAAGAUGUACAAAAUGCAAUGAUCCGUAUUACUCUGGUGGAUACAAUAGGGGUUGCAAAGCCUGUCCUGGUAUUUCAAACUGCAAUCAAAGAUACUGUACAUCAUCUUCAAACACCAGAUGUCGGCUUUGUAACUACGAUCAUAAACUGUAUAAAAGGACACAUUCAAGUACAAAGUGUGAACGUGAGUUAACCCGUCUAUAA
Molecule: messenger RNA, 1170 nt
Organism: Mercenaria mercenaria
Lineage: Eukaryota; Metazoa; Mollusca; Bivalvia; Venerida; Veneridae
Product: multiple epidermal growth factor-like domains protein 10
Exons: 4
Coding region: 637-1170 (177 amino acids)
Source: RefSeq, a predicted model, not a curated record